Linum tenue is the source of this 258-nucleotide messenger RNA. The record is from the annotation of a GenBank genome assembly. NCBI's taxonomy places the organism in Eukaryota, Viridiplantae, Streptophyta, Magnoliopsida, Malpighiales, Linaceae.
AUGACGACUUGGGCUCGUCGCCUGGUCAACGGCGAUGUAUAUAGUUGGAGUUUUUCACGCAACAUUUUCGGUACGACGCUUUUCUGGUGUGAUGUAGCUACCGCCCGCAGCAAGAAGCAUCUUUCUUUCAAUGCAUACGACGAAAGCCAAAGAAAGAAAGGGAUGCCCAAGCUUCAUGAACUUACAUGGGAGAUCAAGGACGACGGCCUUUAUUUUGCCGGUUUUCCCAUUCCCAUUGCACCAUGGGUCUCGCAGUAA